AUGCAGGCACCAAAAAAAAAAGACCGACGGACUCAAGAGGAGAUGGUUUUGAGGGACCUUCUGGAGGAUUGUGUACGCGGAGCUCUGGGUUCUCGCCUAUCAAAAGAAAGAAGAACUGCAUGUAUUGGAGAAGGUACAGAUACAGGUGAAGAACACAGAGGUGCAGUGUUCAGUGGGAAUUUGGUUCUGAAGUGGUCCCCCUGA
Messenger RNA from Acanthoscelides obtectus, 204 nucleotides. NCBI's taxonomy places the organism in Eukaryota, Metazoa, Arthropoda, Insecta, Coleoptera, Chrysomelidae. The record is from the annotation of a GenBank genome assembly.